This is a messenger RNA of Lodderomyces oxycetoniae, 2181 nucleotides long. RefSeq lists its product as uncharacterized. Bases 1 to 2181 code for a protein of 726 amino acids. The transcript has a single exon. Gene Ontology annotation, cellular component: membrane. The record is from RefSeq and is a predicted model, not a curated record. Lineage: Eukaryota; Fungi; Ascomycota; Pichiomycetes; Serinales; Debaryomycetaceae.
AUGACAUCUACAAGUAGGUUGGAUAACAAUGAAGGUUGGUUCGAUCCGUUACCUUUGGAUGAAUACCUUGCAAUCAACAAAUAUUCUCGGGAAAAUGUACCAACAACCAGACCAAUCAGCGAAACAGACAAACUAGGAGAUUACGAUAUUAGAUGCGGACCCAUCUUAAGACUUGCGGGUACUUUGGAAAAUGGAACGCGCAAUUAUAGAGCUACAAUUAUGUUGGUAGUAGAUAAUUGCAGUAAGCCGCCACCAACAAUUUUGUUCAAAAUAGGACCCUCUGCCCAAUUGAAAACAAAAACAGAAGGAGAAAGAGAAACAGAUGCAAACUUAAACUCAAACUCGCCACCCGAGUUCAAAACUGGCGAGUUCCCCGUAACUAAAUACUAUGAAGAGCAAGAUGCUUCAUUUUUCAGAUACAAUGUCGAUUUAACCAUGGUUGAAUAUGAACAAAAAGUUGAAUACUACAUUGACGGUUUCUUCAAGAAAUCGUUUCAGUUCUUCAUACCAAGUUAUGAAGAAAGUAUGAACACCAUUUCGUACUCAUGUAAUGGAUUUUCUUUAGCAUGCGACGCGAAAAAGUACAAGUCCUCAUUGUGGUUAGAUGUACUAGCAAAGCACUCAAAACAACAUUAUCAUGUAAUGUUAGGAGGCGGCGAUCAAAUAUAUUGCGAUGCUAUAAAGUUGCAUUCAAAAAAAUUACAAAAAUGGAUGCAAUUAAAGAACCCUUUGAGGAAGCGGUCUAUGCCGGCAGAUGCUAAAGUUGUUCGUGAGUUUGAAAAUUUUUACUUACACCACUAUAUGGACUGGUAUGGUAAGGGGUUCUGGAAAGGUAAGAAUUCGCUGGUAUGGGAAUCAUUGUUUCCCUUGGCAAUGGCACAGAUUCCUCUGGUUAAUAUUUACGAUGACCAUGAUAUAAUUGACGGAUUUGGCUCGUAUCACGAUUCUACUAUGAAUGCGCCAAUUUUCACAAAGGUUGGAAAUAUUGCUUACAAGUACUAUAUGUUAUUUCAACAUCAAACGAAUCCGGAGGAAAAACUACACCUCGAAGACCCUUCAUGGAUUUUGAGUAGAAAAGAAGGAUCGUUUAUCAAACAAAAGAAUCAUUCAGUUUAUAUGAGAUUGGGUAAGGAGAUUAGUUUGUUGGGCUUGGACUGUAGGACAGAAAGAAAAUUGAAACAAAUAAAUGAUCCAGAAACUUACCAAAUCAUUUUCGAGAGAUUAAACAAAGAAUUGAAGGAUAAUCUGGAGACUAAGCACUUAUUGGUGAUGUUGGGUGUUCCCAUACUUUACCCAAGACUUGUUUGGUUGGAAUGGUUAUUGACAUCUCAUGCAUUUGCGCCAUUGCGUAUGCUUGCCAAUAAAGGAUUUUUAAGCAGAGGUUUGGUUAAUGAGUUUGAUGGGGACAUUGAAGUUUUGGACGACUUAAACGAUCACUGGUGCGCCAAGCAUCAUAAGAAGGAACGUAAUAAAUUGAUAAAGGAUUUGACCAAUUUUGGGGCAUCAAAGGGGAUAAGAAUCACGAUUUUAUCGGGUGAUGUGCAUCUUUGCUGCAUUGGUAGAUUGAAAACAAAAUAUCAUCACCACCCUCACGCCCAUUUAUUAAGCGACACAAGAGAAAUCGAGAAGGGCAACAGGGAUAUUAAAGAAAGCCCAGAAUACGAUCCAAGAUUAAUUUUCAAUGUUGUAUCAUCGGCUAUCGUUAAUGCUCCGCCACCUGACGCAAUGGCCACUUUAUUGAAAAAGAGAAGUCACAUUCACCAUUUCAACAGGGACACUGAUGAAGACAUGUUGCGUAUUUUUUUCCAGGAUGUUGAUGGAAGCCCCAGAGAUAAUCGAGAAUUUCUUAAUAAGAGAAAUUGGUCUGAUUUGAUUCUUGCAAAGCAGUCAAAAUUGUACAAAAGCUUGUUGGUGGAGGGAGACAAUUUAGACACUGCUUUGCGUAAAUUUCCUCAACCCGUAUUUGAAGGUAAAGAAGAUGAGGAUUUAGCAAAAGGUGAAAAGGCGAAUGAACGCGAAAUCAAGUAUCCCUUGUUGAGUGAUUCUUUGGUGGCUAGUUUACACGUUGAACAGGAUAAGGAUGACUUGGUAAGUAAAUCCGUUGCAUAUGAAGUAUUUAUUCCUAGGUUAAUGGGUACUUAUAAGCUAGAAAAUGCACCAGUCAAACACGUUGAUGUUUGA